Molecule: messenger RNA, 1666 nt
Organism: Anoplophora glabripennis (Asian longhorned beetle)
Lineage: Eukaryota; Metazoa; Arthropoda; Insecta; Coleoptera; Cerambycidae
Exons: 2
Coding region: 100-876 (258 amino acids)
Source: RefSeq, a predicted model, not a curated record
ACGGUGUGUCAUAAUAGUUGUGUUAAGCAUCUAAAGAAUAUAGUGACGAUUGACAGUGAAAGAAUUAUUUGCUGCGAAGUUUCUCAACAACAAUCGGAUAUGGAAGAAGAAGACAACGCAUUUUUUGAUGCAUUGGGAAGCCUGUCUGAUGCCGGUAAAAUAGACGUAGCUAUAUUUAAUUAUGUGAUAAAAUUAAAAGAUCGAAUAAUAAAGGAACUGCAAGAAAAAAAUUCCUUACUAAAUAACCAAAUUGAACUGAUGAAUCGGACUGACAUGAUAAAAACUUUGUCCCCAGUUACGCAAAAAAUGGACAAAGAAGAAAAGCAUGUGAAAGUAAAAACUAACCACAGUGGUAAAAAUGUAAAUAAACCUGGCAUAAAACAAACAGCUGAUGGGCAGAAUGAUUCAAGUGGAACUAUUACAAAAAAUGCAGUAUCUCUGGGAUUAAUGCAGACUGAGUCUGAAAUUAAAUUGAAUAAAUAUAUAGAUAUAAAUAAUGAUCUGCAAAAACCAUCAACCAGCAAAUUAAAUGAGUGGCAAAAGGUGGGGAAGAAAAAAGCAAAUAAGAAACAAAUGAUAGUCGGAAGUAAUAAAAAUAAUAAAUUAAUACAGGGUGUACCAAAGGAGACAGUCUUACACGUCUAUCGACUAAAUAAAGUCACCACAGUGGAUUCAUUGAAGGAACAUGUGAAACAACAUUUUCCAGAGGUGACAGUUGAAUCACUUGCGUCGAAACAUCCUCAUUUAUAUGCAUCUUUCAAGGUAACAGUUUUAGAAGAGCAUUUCAGCAAAGCAAUGGAUCCUGAGUUGUGGCCACAUGGAGCUUGUGUUAGCCGUUUUUUAUUUCUGAGGACGAAAGAAAGUCCGCAGGGAUAGGACCCGGGGUGCGAGAUACAUUUAUGACUUCACUCUCCGAGGACGUGGAAAUACUGAAACCUGGCUUGACUCAGCAGAGGUGGAGUGCCUUUCCCUGGAUAGAUAUAACGUUGUCACUUCAUUUGACAGAAAGGUUUGUAAAGGUGGUGGAACAGCAAUUCUAGCUAGAGAGGGUUUAAAUUGUACAUCACAGCCGGCUAUGAGCGAAAUGUCAGUAGAAACAGUAAUAGAGAUCUCAGCUGCUAUUGUUAACUCUUUGAAUAUGUAUAUAAUAAAUAUUUAUCGACCACCAGGUAAUAAUUUUGAAAUAUUUCUAGAUAAAUUAGAAAGAUUAAUAUUGAGUGUGAAUGGCGGGAAAAAAAUAUUAAUUGUGGGCGAUUUUAACGUACCUUUUGAUAUUUACUCAGACUGUGAAUCGGGAUAUUCUGCCCGUUUGUGCGAUCUGUUCCGUACAUUUGGCUUAUACAAAAAAGUUUAUGAAAACACAAGGAAAGAUAGGUGCAUCGAUAAUGUAUUCAUUAAUUUCACAACUGAAAGUAAAUUUUCUGUAGUGGACUGUAAUUUAUCGGAUCAUAAAGGUAUUAUUAUUAACUUAGUUCUUUGUGAAUCAAACAUUAUGGAGAAACCUGCAACAAAAGUAUGUAGACCUAUUACUAAGGGGGGUAAGAUUAAAUUUUACAACUUAGUUGAAAAUAUUGAUUGGACAUUCGUUAACAAUGUUGAUCUAGAUAUCAAUGUCAAAUUUCAAAUUUUUUUAAAUAAAAUAGUAGAAUGUAAUAAUUCAGCUUUU